Molecule: messenger RNA, 714 nt
Organism: Lagopus muta (rock ptarmigan)
Lineage: Eukaryota; Metazoa; Chordata; Aves; Galliformes; Phasianidae
Product: nardilysin-like
Exons: 8
Coding region: 1-714 (237 amino acids)
Molecular function (GO): metal ion binding
Source: RefSeq, a predicted model, not a curated record
AUGCCAUUGAGGGCCAACCUUGUUCUGCUGUCUGCUGCCAACGAGGGCCAGUGUCACCUAAAGGAGAGGUGGUUUGGAACGCAGUACAGCGUGGAAGCCACCAGCUUUGCUUUGAAGGUUGCUGACUGCCCAGAGACAGAAUAUCCCAUCAAAAUAGUGAGCACAUGGCAAAGCUGCCUGUGGUACAGGAAGGACCAUAAACUUAAAAUCCCCAAAGGUUACGUUCGUUUCCAUCUGAUCUCUCCGUUGAUACAGCGGUCUGCAGAGAACAUAGUGUUGUUCGAUACGUUUGUAAACAUCCUUUCUCUCAACCUUGGUGAACCAGCUUACGCAGCAGACGUCGCCCAGCUGGAAUACAAGCUGGUGGCUGGAGAGCACGGCUUAAUCAUUCGAGUGAAAGGAUUCAAUCAUAAACUACCUCUUCUGUUUCAGCUCAUCAUUGAUUACUUGACUGACUUCAGCUUUACUCCAGCAGUUUUUGAAAUGAUAACAGAGCAGCUGAAGAAAACAUAUUUCAAUAUCCUUAUCAAGCCUGAGACUCUGGCCAAGGAUGUGCGUCUCCUGAUUUUAGAACAUGGCAGGUGGUCCAUGAUAGACAAGUACCAGACACUGAUGAAGGGCCUUUCCACUGAGGCUCUCACAUCCUUUGUUGAGGCUUUCGAGGCACAGCUGUUUGUAGAGGGUCUCAUGCAAGACUAUGUGAUCCCUAUGUGA